Molecule: messenger RNA, 843 nt
Organism: Cryptomeria japonica (Japanese cedar)
Lineage: Eukaryota; Viridiplantae; Streptophyta; Pinopsida; Cupressales; Cupressaceae
Exons: 2
Coding region: 1-843 (280 amino acids)
Source: RefSeq, a predicted model, not a curated record
AUGGACAGGCGAACCAGGGGGAGGGCGGAAAGGAUGGAUACUGAGACUGCCCUGAUUCCUUUGAGUCGAAUGGAAAGGACCCAGUGGAUGGGGGCCCAGAAGCUGGCGACAAGCCUCUCGAUCCUGAUGGGGGGAAUGAAGAAUCACAUGCUAGAGACAGCCCAAGACUCAGUGGUUGAGCAUAACAUUAGCCUUAUGGCAAUGACUCUGGUUGGAAAAUUUUUGGGCCCGAGGUCAAAUAUUGAUGUUGUCAAGGUGUUUGCUAAAUGUAAAUGGGCGCUUAAAGGUCAAGUGGAGAUCACUGCUAUGUCCAAAGGUGCACUGUCGAUGGCCUUUUCAUGUGAGGAAGACAUGUCGAUGGUGCUUUGUGAUGCUCCUUGGUUGAUUGUAAAAUCUACGCUUGCACUACAAAAGUGGUCGCCUAUGAUGGCCUUAAAUGAAUCCUUUUUUGUACAAGUUUCUGUUUGGGUCAAAUUGUCGGGCCUUCCUCUAGAGUUAUGGGUUGAAGAUGUUUUUAAAGGAAUCGCUAGUUCCUUUGGGGAACUCUUAUCUAUGGAUCCUAUCACAACAGCUAGAAGAAGACUUACCUUUGCAAGGAUUUGUGUGGGAGUUAUGCAAGGCAUGGACAUGCCCUUAUCUAUCAAGAUUAACUCCAGAUUGGGGAAGUGGAUCCAACCUAUGGAAUAUGAAAGUGUCCCUUUUGCAUGUUUUCACUACAAAAAAUCAGGGCAUACUGCUAGAAAAUGCCCACUACAGGUCGUCAAAGAGAACGAGAAGAAAGAUAAGACAACACAAUGGAGAGCCAAAAAACCUGCUAAGCAACAAGAGAUUGUUGAAAAAUAA